AUGGGUCUGCCCUGUGGGAACUGCAUACGCAGUGGUCUCAACUGCGAAGUUGUGCCGCGAAAGAAGUACUCACGCAGGAAGACAGCGGGCCUAGCACGGACAGCUCACACCGCGCCCAGCACAGAGAUUUCCGGUCACCGAACUCUGCAGCUCGCCCAAAAUGAAGAGCCCGAUGGUUUUGCACCUCUCCAUGGAAGCACCAGCGACUCGUUCCAGUCUGAAAGCUACCGACUUCCGCGGCCACCGACGGAUGCCAGUCUUCAGGAUGAGUCCAGCAACCGAGACACCGAACACGACGGGGGCUAUGGCACUGUUGCCCUGGACACGGCGAUGGACACACAGACGUCCUUAGGGGAAAACACCAUCCCGUUCUACUUCGGCGACGCACAAAACGGCAGCCAUUUCACCUUUGAGCUCUGCUUGUCCAACUUCUCAUCAUGCCCCAAAAUCUACUUUAUCCCUCAUAACAGCACGCCCCGAGUACUGGCACCCGAAGAUCUCGAAUAUCUGGAGCGAAAGGGAGCGUUGUCCCUGCCAGCCGACCACAUUUGCGACCAGUUACUUCGCUCAUACUUCCAACAUGUGCAGCCGCUUACCCCGAUCUUGGACACCAGGUCGUUCUUGGACCAGUACGUAUCUGGGAACCCGCAGAGACCCGGUGUGCUCUUGAUGUAUAGCAUCUUUUUCGCGGCGGCGAACUUUGCGGAUCCAUCGACCCUGGAUGCAGCGGGCUUCCCAUCGCGGAAGGCACUGAAGAGAGCAAUGUACCAGCGAGCGAAGGCCUUGUGGGACAUCGAAUACGAGGAUGACAAGAUCACCUUGAUCCAGUCCGCCAUUCUCCUCAGCUUCUGGUACGCGGACUCCACAGACCGCGCGGGACCGUGGCAUUGGGCCGGCGUGGCGAUCAGUAUGUGUCAAGGCCUGGGCUUCCACCGUUCCCUGGAGCUGGUCGUGCCAGAUUCCUGCAAGAUCAUUGGGUAUAGUCGCUUGUUCCGCCGACUUUGGUGGAGUUGCUUCGUGCGAGAUCGUUGGUUGUCCGUGACGCUCGGUCGUCCCAUGCGGAUUCACCUGGAUGACUGCGACGUGCCGAUGACCACUGUGGACGACAUCACGCACGAAUGGGCCGACAUCCCUCUUGCCCUCAAAGACAGGUAUUUCCCAUCUGAUUACCAUCUCCUCGCGCACUGCUGGGUCCAUUUUGUGAAGUUGACCGUGGUCCUCGGCAAAGUCAUCGCCGUGCACUAUUCGCCCAACAAGCCGCGCCCCGGUCGAGCCUCGUUGGAAAUGUGUGAAGACGAACUUCGGCGGUGCGGUCAGGAUCUACAUGCGAUGGAGGAACGGCCGGAUUGGAAUUUCCGGCUCUACCGGCACCAUCUACAGCUGUUUCAUGAAGCCACGACGAUCAUCUUAUACCGGCGGUAUAUUCGGGCGGUGCCCUCCAACUUCCCGCCCGAGGACCGCGAGUGGUUCCAAACGAAGGCACGGCAGAAGUGCCGCUCCGCCGCCGACCGGGCCACCUCGGUGGUCGAGGAUCUCAUCGAAUUGGGAAUGAUACACUAUUUGAAGCCGAUGGGCACGAGCACCAUUGUAUCGGCCAUGGGGAUCCAUCUGUUGGAGUGGAUGUCGGCGCAGAGCUCCUUGUCUAAACGCCUCGGCCACGCCCGGCUGGAGAUCUGCGUUGAGGCGUUGUCAAAACUCAGGAGUACCUAUUGGGGUGCGACGUAUGCGUGUCUGCUCUUUGAGAAGGCGAAGGCGAGAAUCCUGGAGAAGACACUCUUGACACCCAAUUCUGCUGUGGACGAGUCUGCCGUGGUGGCAGCAGUGCCGGAUGAGACGCGCGCGCUGGAUGAAGCACGGUCGGACGUCCUUCCGCCGUUGAUGUCGACCCCUGACUGGAACGGAUUGGUGGGGAGUCAAGCCAUGGACGUGGAAUUCCCUAUGGACCUAGGCCUGUUAUUGACCUCUGAAGGGUUACAGGAUCUUUUCUAG
Messenger RNA from Fonsecaea erecta, 1989 nucleotides. RefSeq lists its product as hypothetical. Gene Ontology annotation, biological process: DNA-templated transcription. Gene Ontology annotation, molecular function: zinc ion binding; DNA binding. The record is from RefSeq and is a predicted model, not a curated record. Lineage: Eukaryota; Fungi; Ascomycota; Eurotiomycetes; Chaetothyriales; Herpotrichiellaceae. The transcript is spliced from 6 exons. The coding region runs from base 1 to 1989 and encodes 662 amino acids.